AUGUUCCUUCAUGUGUGGAAGCAAAACGCGAAAAGCAAUAAAUUAAAGGAGCGUACCAAACUCCAUCGACCUCGACGUUUUCAUUCGAAAGUACUGAAUCCCCAAAAUGUGGCACAAAGGCUGCGACUAGCCGUAGCGGACACAUUUUGGGAAUAUACGCAAACUACAAAAGUGAGUGGAUUGUGGCUGCUGCGGCGGAAUAGAACAAAUGGCAUUUCUAGGUGGAUUUGGUCAACUGUACUCAUAAGUCUAUUUCUACUCGGUGUUUACUUAUCGCUGAAAUUAUGGUUAAAAUUCUACUCAUAUCCAAUUUUGAAUACUAUAUCGAGUGAUCUGGCUAUAACCGACGUGGCAUUUCCGGGCAUCACCAUAUGUAGUCCCAAAGUAGUUAAUCGCGAGCGUGUGCAGCGUUACAUAACAACAUUAAACAUUCCCGACAACAUAGAUCCCCAUGAUGUUGCCAUCGGCUUGGAUUAUAUCAACGCCUUUACCGAUCAAAACUGGAAAGCUCCAACACAGGAAAGCUUCAGAUAUGCCGACGAUGUACUACGUUUCAAUAAUAAAACUAUAUAUGAGGCUGCCAAAGCCGUCAGCGGCAGCUGUGACGACUUCGUCAAGCGUUGUUAUUGGGGUAUCACCGAGUUCCCGUGUCGCCAGCAGCACGAAUAUCUCUCCUUCAUAUCGACAACUUCGUAUUUGGGUCCAUGUUGUUCAUUUAACUAUAAUCCGAAAAAUCUCUCAUAUGUACCAUUUUCUGCAAACAUUUUCGGCAUAGAUGGAGGCUUAACUGUGGUGGGCGUCGAGGGAUCCGAACGCAAUCUUUCAACUGGCUUGAUCGUCUUGGCACACCACCCCAUGGACUAUGUUACAGAAGCCACGUCUUCGGUUACAAUUACGUCCAACUCCGAGAGUUUCGUUGAAAUCUCACCAACUGUCCAAAGCUCUUCGACUGAGGUGCUAGAACUGUCGCAAGGUAAACGCGAUUGCCUCAUUUCAGACGAUCUCGAGCUGCAUAACUACCGGCAGGCAGCAUGCUCGCUCGCUUGUCGAACGGAAGCGAUAAUGAAGACUUGCCAAUGUGUGCCCUAUCACAUACCCAAUGCUGUGGCCGCUUAUCGCGAGUGCAAGUUAAAUGACAGUGCAUGUUAUUCGACUAACUAUGAUGAAUUUAAAAGUGUAAAGUGCGAAAGUUGUCUACCAAACUGCUAUGACGUCACUUAUUCAACUUUGGCCUACAAAACUGAUUUAAAAUUGCACAACUAUUCGGUUAGCACACACUACAUGACGAUUGACUCACAGGACACUUUCAUCGUUCGCGCUUACUUGACCAGGCAAACAGUGCCAGCAAUACGGAAGGUGGUCGUAAUGUCGUGGAUCGGACUUUUGUCGGAUUUGGGAGGAGUAUUCAAUUUGUGCCUGGGGAUUAGUAUGGUAUCCCUAAUCGAAUUCGCCUACUACUGCACACAUCGUUUAUAUGUGAACUACAAGGCCCGCAGCGUUUUACUUCAGCCACUCGGUCAUUUUCAGAACAGAAAAUAAUCGGGGAAAGCUACUAAAUUCGAAAAAUGCAGUCCUUUUGCCGUUGACCCGUGUAUAUGUUGAUAAGUUUAUGUGAAAAAAAUAUAUAUAUAUCUUAUUGCGUUAAAUUUUGUGAAAUAGAUAUUCCAAAAACA
Molecule: messenger RNA, 1673 nt
Organism: Rhagoletis pomonella (apple maggot)
Lineage: Eukaryota; Metazoa; Arthropoda; Insecta; Diptera; Tephritidae
Gene: ppk6
Product: sodium channel protein Nach
Exons: 6
Coding region: 1-1539 (512 amino acids)
Biological process (GO): sodium ion transmembrane transport
Cellular component (GO): membrane
Molecular function (GO): ligand-gated sodium channel activity
Source: RefSeq, a predicted model, not a curated record